Molecule: messenger RNA, 1899 nt
Organism: Staurois parvus
Lineage: Eukaryota; Metazoa; Chordata; Amphibia; Anura; Ranidae
Source: the annotation of a GenBank genome assembly
UCUUCUUUUAUAGUUAAAGGAAAAGACCAGGAGAAACCAGAUGUCAAAACAGUUAGAGAUCCAGCACCUAUACCAGUACAUUCCCCAUCAAGGAGUCCCAAAAACAAUGCCUUACUGGAGGCAGCUGGACCAAGCCAUGUGGCUUACAAUGCCAUAUCAGCCAACAUGGACUCUUACUCAAGUAGCAGAACUGCUGCACUUAAAAAGCAACCAACCCAUAUGGAAGCAGAACACUUUGGAGACCUAGGUCGAUCGUGUCUGAAUUAUGAGUCCCAGGAUGCAAAGUCUAGCCUUUCAAAGACAUUGGCACAGGUGCUACAAGACAAUGUGGCCCUCCCUUAUUUUAUCCAAUUUAUGGAACUCCGCAGAAUGGAACAUUUAGUAAAGUUCUGGCUGGAGGCAAAAAGUUUUAAUUCCACGACCUGGUCCCGAAUAAGAGCAUACAGUUUAAACACAGUCAAGCACAGCUCCCUGGCAGAACCAGUAUCUCCGGCUCCUAAGCGGCCAGACUUGUCUGCAGUUUCAUCACUAGCAUUAGCUACUCAGCAAGCUCAAAAUUCUUCUAAAGUUCCACAGCACAUGUCUAGGUUAAAAGGACUGAAUUCUCCUGCAAAGCAGGACAGAUCUUCAAAUCAUUUGCAGGCAAAACAGAAGAUUGGACGAGUGCCGGCCAUCCAGCUAGAACUCUGCACAGAUCAAACAUUACCCUCGCAUGAGCAGUCUUCCAUGCUUAAUGCAUCAAACAGAAACAGCCCAACAGAUGAAGGACUGAAAGACAUGUCACAGAAACUGAUGAAGAGUAUAGAGCGAGAUGCUGUAAAUACGUUCACCAAAUACAUUUCUCCGGAUGCUGCUAAACCCAUACCGAUCAGUGAGGAGAUCAGGAGUGAUAUUGUAGCUAAGAUCUGUGGUGAAGAUGGGCAAGUGGACCCCAACUGCUUUGUUACAGCACAGGCCAUAGUAUUUAAUGCCAUGGAACAAGAGCACUUUCCUGAAUUUUUGCGAAGUCAGCAUUUCUGUAAAUAUCAAAUUGAAGUGUUGACCAGUGGAAUAGUUUACCUGUCAGAUAUAUUGUUUUGCGAAUCAGCACUCUUUUACUUUUCAGAGUACAUGGAGAAGGAGGAUGCAGUAAACAUAUUGCAGUUCUGGUUGGCUGCUGACAACUUCCAGUCUCAACUUGCCGCUAAGAAUGGCCAGUAUGAUGGGCAGGAGGCACAGAAUGAUGCUAUGAUCCUUUAUGAUAAGUAUUUUUCUCUGCAAGCAACACACCCUUUAGGUUUUGAUGACUCUGUGCGUCUGGAAAUUGAGUCCAACAUCUGCCGGGAGGGUGGCCCGCUCCCAAACUGUUUCACCACUCCCUUGCGUCAGGCUUGGACCACUAUGGAGAAGGUCUUCUUGCCUGGUUUUCUCUCCAGCAAUCUGUAUUACAAGUACUUGAAUGAUCUCAUCCACUCAGUCCGAGGGGAAGACUACAAUUGGAGUGCAGCAGGCAAUGCCAGUCAAGGCACACCCAACCAUGAGCCGUAUUCAGGCUCUUCUGAGAACUCCAGCUCUCAGGUUAAUGUCAAAAAAAGCAAUGUAAAAAUUUUGAAAAAUUUUGAUGAAGCAAUAAUUGUUGAUGCUGCAAGCCUGGAUCCCGAGUCACUUUAUCAAAGAGCGUAUGCAGGAAAAAUGACUUUUGGCACAGUUAGUGACCUGGGUCAGUUCAUCCGAGAGUCUGAACCUGAGCCUGAUGUGAAAAAAUCCAAAGGUUCAAUGUUUUCACAAGCUAUGAAGAAAUGGGUACAGGGAAGUACAGAUGAGGCUCAGGAAGAAAUGGCCUGGAAAAUAGCAAAAAUGAUUGUUAAUGAUGUCAUGCAGCAGGCACAGUGGAAUCCGCCACCUGACAAAUGUACUAAG